Messenger RNA from Prunus armeniaca (apricot), 195 nucleotides. The record is from the annotation of a GenBank genome assembly. NCBI's taxonomy places the organism in Eukaryota, Viridiplantae, Streptophyta, Magnoliopsida, Rosales, Rosaceae.
AUGGCUGGUGAGAAUGUAGCCAGGCCCAGUGUGAGUCGCACGCGUCUUUGGUUAGCCGGCGUGUUGACAGACCCCGUACGUGGCCGGGUGCGUCCCGACGCCCAGUGUGAGGUCGCACGCGUCUUUGGGUUAGCCGGCGUGUUGACAGACCCCGUACGUGGCCGGUGCGUCCCGACGUAUGAGUGGGAGAUAUGA